CUAUCAAUCUUAAUUCGCCUGGUAAAUGUUUUCCUCAGACAGGCCUCGGGUUUCUGUUCGAAGUUUUCCCUCUUUCCUCUGCACCCGAUUGUCGUAUGGAUCGUGUCACCGAAGGCUGAGGGCGAGGUGCUCCUUCCAUACCCGGGGAGGUCGUAGUGCAGGUGCGAGGCAGGGCAACUGAGAACGGAGUCGCAACGGAGCUUGCAGUUUUCAGACUAUAUUUGGAACCGUCAAUAUGAGCCCUUCACAGUGGGAUUUUCCAGUGGAAUUAUGUUGCCGACCAAUGGCCUUUGUUACACUCACUGGUUUGGAUGUUGUAUAUAAUGCUGUUCAUCGAGCUGUCUGGGAUGCCUUUUGUGCAAAUAGGAGAGCAGACAGAGUACCAAUUUCUUUUAAAGUACUUCCCGGUGAUCAUGAAUAUCCCAAAUGCAGAGUAAAGAGAUUGUCAUAUGAAUGGUACAUUCCAAAGGGUAUCCUGAAAACAGGUUGGAUGAACAAACAUCUGAAUUUGGUUCCUGCACUUGUUGUGGUAUUUUAUGAACUAGAUUGGGAUGAGCCACAGUGGAAAGAAAAACAAUCAGAGUGUGCUACUAGAGUUGAAAUUGUCAGGCAGAGUUUGCAGGGCCGAAACACAAAAGUUGCUGUAGUUUUAAUUCAGAAGAAAACCCCCUUACCUCCAGGAGAAGAUGUUAUUGCUUCAGAAAGGGCAGCAGCUUUAUGUAAUGCUUGUGACCUCUCUGGAAAGUCGUUGUUUGUUUUGCCACACACUGAUCAUCUUGUAGGUUACAUUAUAAGGUUAGAAAAUGCUUUCUAUGAACAUGCUCAGACCUAUUACUACACAGAAAUACGAAGAGUAAAAUCUCAUAAAGAAUAUUUGAACAAAACAACACAUCAGCUUUUGUUUGUUAGACACCAGUUCAAAAUAGCAUUCUUCAGUGAGUUGAAGCAAGACACAUUAAAUGCUCUAAAAAACUACAAAACUGCCUUUAAUCUUGUACAUGAAUUGAGAGCUCAUGAAACAAAUAUGCUGGAAAUCAAGACUAUGGCAGGAUUUAUAAAUUACAAGAUCUGUCGCCUGUGUUUUCAGCAUAAUACACCACUGGAUGCAAUUGAACAGUUUAGGAAACAUAUAGAUCUAUGCAAGAAAAAAAUAGGAAGUGCAGAGUUGGCUUUUGAGCAUGCUGCCUGGAUGUCAAAACAAUUUCAGGCUUUUGGAGAUCUAUUUGAUGAAGCUAUUAAGCUAGGGUUGACAGCUAUUCAAACACAAAACCCAGGUUUCUAUUAUCAGCAGGCAGCAUAUUAUGCACAAGAACGGAAGCAACUGGCAAAUGUUCCCUGGGAUCAUGAGUCUUCUGUGAUAUAUCCUAAUCCGGAUCCAUUAGAAACACCAACUGGAAUGCUUGACUUCUAUGGACAAAGACCAUGGAGGCAGGGAAUACUAAGUUUUGAUCUUAAUGAUCCUGAAAAGGAGAAAGUGGGAAUCUUGGCACUGCAACUGAAAGAGAAGAAAGUUCUCCAUUCUGAGCUAAUAAUCACCUUGUUGAGUAACGCAGUUACGCAGUUCAAGAGAUACAAGUGUCCGAGAAUGAAAAGUCACUUGAUGGUUCAGAUGGGUGAAGAAUAUUAUUAUGCUAAAGAUUACACCAAAGCUUUGAAGCUCCUUGACUAUGUUUUGUGUGAUUACCGUAGUGAAGGCUGGUGGACUCUCCUGACUUCUAUACUGUCCACUGCUCUUAAAUGUUCCUAUCUAAUGGCCCAAAUAAAAGAUUAUAUUACAUACUCAUUAGAGCUUCUGGGCAGAGCAUCUACUUUGAAAGAAGAUCAGAAAUCUCGAAUAGAAAAGAAUCUGAUCAAAGUUCUUAUGAAUGAGAAUCCAGAUCCUGAAUCUGACUGUGAUUGUACUUCUGUAAAAACUGCACAGAAAUUGUGGGCUGAUAGAGUAUCCCUGGGAGGCAACAACAUCUUUACAAUAGAAGUACAAGAUUUUGUUCCUUUUGUGCAGUGUAAAGCUAAAUUUCUUGCUCCAAGUUUUCAUGUUGAUGUACCAAUUCAGUUUGAUGUAUAUUUGAAAGCUGACUGCCUGCAUCCUCUCCAGUUUUCUAAGUUGUGUGUCAAUUUCAGUAAUCAGGAAUACAAUCAGUAUUGCAUGGUGGAAGAAAACUAUCCAAAAUGUGACAUCCUAGAACCAUCUACACAGGGAACAUUAUGUCUUAUCCCUGGUAAGACAAAAAAGUUCACUUUCAAAUUUGUGGCAAAAACAGAAGACGUGGGAAAAAAAAUUGAGAUUACCUCAGUGGACUUAAUUCUGGGUAGUGAAAAUGGCAGGUGUGUGGUCUUGAACUGGCAUGGAGGAGGGGGUGAUGCUGCUGCUUCUCGAGAAGCAGUUCUGGCAGCUCGUUCCUUCAAAAGACGACCCAAACUUCCAGAUAAUGAGGUUCACUGGGAUAGCCUUACAAUUCAGGCAAGCACUAUGAUCAUUUCUAGAGUGCCUAACAUUUCUGUCCAGCUUAGUCAUGAACCCCCUGCCCUAAUGAAUGAAAUGUAUUGUUUGAGUGUGACAAUUGAGUCGCAUGAGAAGACCGUUGCCAAAGAUGUAAAGCUCACAGCUGGCUUAAAACCAGGCCAAGAUGCAAAUUUGACUCAAAAAACACAUGUAACUCUGAAUGGAACAGAAAUGUGUGAUGAUUCCUACCCUGCCUUGCUUCCUGAUAUCCCUCUGGGAGACCUGCAGCCAGGUGAAAAGUUGGAAAAAAUGAUAUAUAUUCAUUGUGGAACAGUUGGUACUAGGAUGUUUCUGGUGUAUGUUUCUUACCUGGUGAAUGCAGUCAUUGAAAGAAAAGAAAUUCUUUGCAGGUGUCACAGGGAUGAGACAGUUACUAUAGAGACAGUAUUCCCUUUUGAUGUAGCUGUUAAAUUUGUCUCAACUAAGUUUGAGCAUUUAGAUAAAGUCUUCACCGACGUACCAUUUUUACUGAUGACAGAUAUCCUCAGUGCUUCACCCUGGGCCCUUACUAUUGUAACCAGCCAGUUGCAGCUUGCUUCUUCAGUGGUUCCAGUGGACCAAUUAGAGUCCUGUGUGGAAAAUGUUGUUUUACAGACAGGUGAAAGUGCUAGUGAAUGCUUUUGCCUUCGUUGUCCACCAGUUACUACUGGUCAAGGUGGAGUUGCUACUGGAUGUUAUGUAAUCUCCUGGAAAAGGAGCUCAGCUGUGGAGAACAUACCUGUAGUUAACACUUUGAUCACGCUGCCACAUGUGAUCACUGAAGGUAUCCCACUCCAUGUUAAUGCAGAUUUGCCACCAUUUGGUCGAGUCAGAGAAUCCUUACCUGUAAAAUUUCAUCUGCAGAAUAAGACUAAUUUAGUGCAAGAUGUAGAAGUAACAGUGGAACCUAGUGAUGCCUUCAUGUUUUCUGGUCUUAAGCAGAUAAGACUGAGAAUCCUUCCUGGCACUGAACAAGAAAUGUUAUACAACUUCUAUCCUCUUAUGGCUGGAUAUCAGCAGCUGCCAUCUCUCAACAUCAGUCUGCUACGAUUUCCACAGUUUACUAACCAACUGCUUAGAAAAUUUAUACCAACACACAUCUUCGUCAAGCCACAGGGCCGUCAAUUGGACGAUGCAUCUAUUGCUGCUGCGUAACUGAAGAUUCAUGCACAAAGGAAGCAGUUUUGCACAGAAUUUAUAGUAGCUUUUCCCCCAAAACUUUUGCUUGUCUUAAGCUACAAGUAAAAUUGCUUUAUAUUUAGAUUGGUUAAAAAAUGUGGAAUGAACUAAGUGUCCUGUGGACUUGAUUGUAAUAAUUAAAUAUAUAAAAUAUAUAAAAAAUAAGGGUUUUCUUUAUCAUUGACUUUCCUGAAAUUAAGUGAAUGGAAGAUUUUGAUAACAUGGGUGAAAUUACUAAAAAAAAAAUAUGAAAUGUUGGCUUAAAAAAACAGAAGUCUGACGCUUUUGUUGUAGUAAUUGAUUUCACUACCAUCACAAAUACUUUAGCAUUGACAUUUUAUGCUUACAGAAUCCAAUUUUAUAUAAUAUAUUAUGAAUAUCAAAUAUAUUCAUAUAUUUGAAAUAAAUAACAGUAUUUAUACACAUUCUUCCUUCUUAGUAGGCUCUGGCUAUUCAUAUGAUGAGUUGCUAUGUUAAAUCAUCUGCAUUGUCAUUUUGUACUUUUGAGAGGCCAGUUAAUACUUGUUGGCUCUGGGUGAAACUGCUUUAGCCACAUUUUCUCUUCCAUAGUUAGGAGGGAGUGAUAUUAUUUAGUUUAAAGAAAUUACUCCGUAAAAUACUGAGAAGCUUAUGGUCCUUUAGAAAAAAAAAAAUAAAGUUUGCCAUAGGAAGAAACAUAUAUGUUGUCAUUAAAUAUUGUUAUAAACGACUUGUAUAUAAGAAAUGCUUCUUGUGGAACUGUGCCAUUGCCAUUGUAGAUUUUUUGGAGUAGGCUGAAGUUGUCAAUAUUUUUUUUAAAUAAUUUACAGCAAGUCUAACAUGGAAUGUUUCAAAAACGGGCUGCUAAUUAUGAAUUGCAGGCCAUUUUAGAAAAAAGCUUUGUAUGCUACAGGAAUAUCCACCAAUCAUUUAGUGGUAAAACUUUUGCUUAAUCAGGACCCAUUCCUUUAUUAGUUUUUUCAACAUGCAAAUAUCAGAUAAGAAGAAUGUGGAUAUAACAUGGUAUUCUUAAUAUUCAUAUUAAAUCAUGUAAAUACCUGUUUUGUGAAUGUUCUAUUGUUUAAUAAAUUAAUUUAAGCUUUAGCUUCUGGUCUCAAGACAUUUCUCCUUUUCUAGAGUGAUAUAGUAUAUGCAAGUGGUUGUAUGAACUGAGAUAUUUCAUCCCAGUUCAGAAUAACGAACUUUCUGUGACAUCUUAAAUAAAUUUAUGGUAUAUUG
Molecule: messenger RNA, 4879 nt
Organism: Crotalus tigris (Tiger rattlesnake)
Lineage: Eukaryota; Metazoa; Chordata; Lepidosauria; Squamata; Viperidae
Gene: TRAPPC11
Product: trafficking protein particle complex 11
Exons: 30
Coding region: 236-3637 (1133 amino acids)
Source: RefSeq, a predicted model, not a curated record